UAAAAUCAAGAAUCGAAAACUCGGAAUCUAAUUCAAAAUGGCGGCUUCCAUGGGAUUUGCCGCAUCCUCUCGAUUAAUUUUAAAAUCAAUGCGUCCUUUAAUGCAGCUGAGUAAACCUACUCCAAGAUGGUGUGCUGUACGGAACAUCACCAGGAGCAACUUCUUGUCAGGAGUCGAAGGAACUAAGCUGCUGAUGCCUGCGCUAUCACCUACCAUGGAGGAAGGAACAAUUCUUAAAUGGCUCAAACAGGAAGGUGAUGCGAUAUCAGCUGGGGAUGCGUUGUGUGAGAUAGAAACAGACAAAGCAACUCUAACACUGGAUGCAGAUGAUGACGCAGUGCUUGCCAAGAUACUGGUCCCAGAAGGCACAUCCGGGGUAAAGAUCAGCUCUUUGAUUGCCCUGCUUGUACCAGAGGGGGAGGAUUACAAGGCUGUUGAAAUACCAGCGGAUGCUGCUGCACCAUCCCCACCAGCAGCAGAUGUGGUUUCUGAUGGGCAAAUCCAGGGUGUAUCUGAUACAACACAGUUUUCAAGCAUGCGACAUGCAGUGGGGAAGGACAGCGGUGUUUUGUCACCGGCAGUUAGACAGCUCCUGGACACGCAUCAUCUCAGCGCUACAGACAUCUCACCUAGCGGACCUCACGGACGGCUACUCAAAGGCGAUGUUCUUCAGUUCAUUCAGGAAGGCGGAGCGAAGAAACAUCCCACCGUUGAAGCAGCUGUGCCAGAACCCACCCCACUACCCGUGACACAAACACAGGCAACAGCCCCUCCACCAGCAUUUGUGCCACCUACUACAGACAUUCAGCAACAGGCCACCUAUACAGACAUCGAACUGACCAACAUCAGAAAAGUGAUCGCUAAGAGAUUGACAGAAUCAAAAAGGACUACACCGCACAGCUAUGCCAGUACUGACUGCAACAUGGACCGAAUCAUGAACAUAAGGAAAGAUCUCAAGAAAGAAGGCAUUAAAGUGUCUGUCAAUGACUUCAUUAUCAAGGCAGCCGCUGUGGCACUCAAGGAACUACCGGAUGUCAAUGCCUCAUGGUCGGGUAAAGAAGCUCAGAGAAUCUCAGAUAUUGACAUAUCAGUUGCCGUGGCAACAGACAAAGGUCUAAUCACCCCUAUCGUCAAGAAUGCCAUCGGCAAAGGACUGGUUGAAAUCUCGGAGAAUGUGAAGGAUCUGGCAGCCAGGGCAAGAGAAGGCAAACUGCAACUGCAUGAGUUCCAAGGUGGAUCAUUCAGUAUUUCCAAUCUGGGCAUGUUUGGCAUCAGCGAAUUCAGCGCCGUCAUCAACCCACCCCAAGCCUGCAUCCUCGCGAUUGGCUCAGCCAGAAUGACUCUCAGCCAAUCGCUAAAGCCACAGGCGAUGACCACCGUCAUGAUGUCCAGCGACAGCCGUGUGGUGGACGACGCGCUGGCGGCGACGUUCCUGCAGUCGUUUAAGAAGAACAUGGAAAACCCUCUCAGAUUGGGAAUUUUAUGAUCAAACACACUUAUAAUAAGAGAAGAUUUAUUUAAUUUUAGUCCUUGAAUCGCCCCACACUGCCGUGCCUAUUGGUAAACCCUAGUCUCAUUAGUGUGCCUCAGCUACUGGAUGUCCACUGUAUUGUAAGCCAUAUAGGAAAUUUUCGGGCUAAAUUUUAAAAUAAGUUUGUCCAAAGUAACUGCAGGAUUUUUACAGGAUAAUUAGACUUCUAGAGGUAGGAAUUUGAUUUUUCCUGCUUUUGAACCUGGUAUUCAUAGUGAAUAUCAAGUGGAAAAACAGUCUAGAUUUCAAAUUCAGGAUAAACAAGUUUUCUGGGAAUUUUUCAUGCAGCGCUGUUUUGCUCACAAUACGGAGGAGUCCAGUAUUUAACCAGUUGGCAUCGGAUGACGUGUUUACACGCAAAGGUUUUGCGGUAUUUAGACGGUAACAAGCAACAA
Patiria miniata (bat star) is the source of this 1926-nucleotide messenger RNA. It is a transcript of the gene pdhx, whose product is annotated as pyruvate dehydrogenase protein X component-like. Lineage: Eukaryota; Metazoa; Echinodermata; Asteroidea; Valvatida; Asterinidae. The record is from RefSeq and is a predicted model, not a curated record. The transcript has 11 exons. Bases 38 to 1486 code for a protein of 482 amino acids. Gene Ontology annotation, biological process: pyruvate decarboxylation to acetyl-CoA. Gene Ontology annotation, molecular function: acyltransferase activity. Gene Ontology annotation, cellular component: mitochondrion; pyruvate dehydrogenase complex.